UGUACAGUAUUUCAUUUUUAUUAUUUUUCUUUCUUCCCAUUUCUUAUUCUCUAUAUGUAAUAUAGUACGUCACACGGAAAUUCAUUGCAUAACUAUAAAAGAGACGUACAACUGAAAAAUCCAAAACAAAGGCAGCAACAAGCAACAACCUCACCAAACACACCAUUUCCUCACGGCAUUGCAUAAAGCGAACUUCACACUGCAACCAUCUUGUGCUUGCUUUUCUAAUAUAUUUAGUAUUUACACAAAUCUCUGCAUUUCUUCGCCACGGACAAUUCAGUUCCAAGAAGGAGACCCGGGAGCAGCAGCAGGGUAAUAUCACGUGUGAUAGUGACCCGACCCGGGAAGGGCAGCCAGAUUUUUUUUUUGAGGUGGCAUGGGGGACCAUGAAAAGUGAAAAACAAACACUAGCAGUUUUGGGCAUUACAUUGAAUUCUGAUGAUGUGAUAACAGCUUUCCAAUUUUGGCAUUUGCAUGGACCCCCUUCACAAAAAGACGAACCAUUCGCAUGGCCAUCUCUUUCCUUAUCCUCCCCACACUCGUCCAUUCCUCACCACCAAACCCUAACUAACCCUUGACAGAUCAUGGCGAGAAGGGUUGUGAGAGGGGGAGAUGAUCCAAGUAGUGGAGGAGGAGUGGGUCGACUCGCAUUGAGAGAGGAGAGUGGUACACUGAAACUAAUCCUUUCUGUGAGGUGAUACAAAAAAGGAAUGUUCAUCUCCGAUGACUAAUCCUCUUUGCUCAAGGACCCUUUUCCUCCAUUUCCGCUGCUUUUUCUCUUCCAUGUUUUCUUCUCAAGAGAAAAAAAAAUGGUCAGUGCAUGAGCAGUGAAGCUGAAACAAGGGAAUAAAUCAGAAGGGAAGUACUGGGUUUUUGUCAAGAUGGAUUAUGAUAAGGCACCUGCAUCCUCGGCUCCUCUAUUGUGCUAUGCCAAUAAUCUACCCAAAUCAAAAGAAAGUAUUAAUAAGGAUUUAAUGGGCCAGGAAGAAGAUUCCCAGUUCUCCCAACAUCAACUAACCUGGCGACCAACCCUUUCAGAGGUCUUUGAAGAGAUCAAGCAGCUUUAUUCCAUAGCUUUACCCAUGAUUAUCACGGGCCUGCUCAUCUAUGGGAAAUCAGCGAUAUCGAUGUUGUUCAUGGGGAAACUAGGGAAGGAGGCAUUGGCAGGUGGGUCUCUCUCAAUUGGCUUUGCUAACAUCACCGGCUACUCUGUCAUCUCUGGCCUUGCCAUGGGCAUGGAAGCCAUCUCCUCUCAAGCCUGUGGAGCCAAACAGUGGCCUCUCAUGGCCCAAACACUACAGCGGACAACUGCAAUUCUGGCUUCUGCUUGCAUACCCAUCUCCCUCUUGUGGCUAAACGUGGAACGCAUCCUUCUAUUUUGCGGCCAAGACCCAGCCAUGUCUUCAAUUGCUUCCACCUACCUCGCAUUCUCUCUCCCUGAUCUCCUUUUCCAAUCCCUAAUCAGUCCUCUCAAAAUUUACUUGAGAUCUCAGAACAUCACUCUCCCUCUCAUGAUCAGCGCAUUAUUUUCACUCGCUCUCCACGCCCCCAUCAACUACUUCCUCGUCCACCAUCUCGGCCUCGGCAUUCGAGGCGUGGCCAUGGCCGUGGCUGUAACAGACCUUAAUCUCCUCGCAAUACUCCUUCUCUACCUCUGCUUUUCCGGGACAUAUAGAAAAUCAUGGCAAGGCUGGUCGCUCAGGUGCUGCUUUGAUGAGUGGAAGCCAAUUCUUAUGCUGGCCAUCCCCAGUUGCAUCUCAGUCUGCUUAGAGUGGUGGUGGUACGAGCUGAUGAUAGUCCUUUCAGGGCUGUUAUGGGACGCGGCCGAGGCAGUGGCCGCCAUGGGAAUUCUCAUACAAGCAACUUCACUUGUCUACAUCUUCCCUUCCUCACUGAGCCUUGCCGUGUCAACACGUGUCGGGAACAUGCUAGGCGCAAACCAACCUGGCAAAGCCAAAGUCUCAGCUCUCGUUGCACUCUCCUGUGCCAUCUUCACCAGCUUCAUCGCCAUGUCAUUCAUGACAACCAUGAGAAACGCUUGGGGACAGGCUUUCUCUGCAGACAAAGCCAUUGUAUCCUUAACGGCCAUGACAAUGCCGGUGGUGGGGCUCUGUGAGCUUGGGAACUGCCCACAGACCACUGGCUGUGGGGUCCUGAGGGGCAGUGCCAGGCCCACUCUUGGCGCCAACAUCAACUUGGGCUCCUUCUACGCUAUUGGUCUGCCCAUUUCAGUGCUAAUGGGCUUUUUCAUGGACAUGGGCUUAUUGGGUCUGUGGUUGGGCCUUGUUGGAGCGCAGACUGUGUGUGCAUCAGUCAUGCUGCUUGUGACUUUGAGAACAGAUUGGGUGGCACAAGCCCACAGAGCCAGAGCGCUCACUGGUAUCUAUAUGGACUGCGAAGCAGGAAGUAAAACCCCCAAAGAAUUAAUACCAGUCAAGCUUGUGGAUUACUAAUUAAAUCAAUUAUGUGUCUUCCUUUCGGCCAUAUGGAAAAAGGCCUAUGUUGUGGUCUGAAAGUUUGUUUGAGCCUGCCAUUUAGGCCCAGGUAUUUGACCCCUUUUCCUCUCCAUACACUCGAAAUUCAGGCCCAUCGAUCACCUUGAAUAGUUUCUUGUUUUUAACUUUGAUUAAAAAACUAAGGUUGAAGGGAAGCCAAAGCCAUGAUUUCUUAGGAAAAAUAUCCGUAUGAUAAACAUUGAACAACUUUUUGUAACAAACAA
This is a messenger RNA of Vitis riparia (riverbank grape), 2719 nucleotides long. Its product is annotated as protein DETOXIFICATION 49-like. Gene Ontology annotation, molecular function: antiporter activity; xenobiotic transmembrane transporter activity. The coding region runs from base 882 to 2453 and encodes 523 amino acids. Lineage: Eukaryota; Viridiplantae; Streptophyta; Magnoliopsida; Vitales; Vitaceae. Gene Ontology annotation, biological process: xenobiotic detoxification by transmembrane export across the plasma membrane. The transcript is spliced from 2 exons. Gene Ontology annotation, cellular component: membrane. The record is from RefSeq and is a predicted model, not a curated record.